AUGUCGGAGCAGACGAAGAAAACGCCCCGAAGGGUCAGGAAAUUUCUACCUAAUGUGAUUGAAUCAUCAUCUCGCAGUUCCCGGAACCGCCAGUCAACUCCCUCAGCGCAGGCCUCUUCCGUGGAACGGGAGGUUGAAGGCAAGCCAGCAGGAACACUCAUUGCAGAUACACGGCCAGUCUCACCCCACGAUCUUACGAGUUCACAACGACAGCAAGACGACUCCUUGAUACCGAAUGACAUUGAAGAUAGUGACAACCGGACCUGUGGCCGUUCCCAGCGGCAGCUGAUAAGGGAAGAAGUACUUCAUAAUUCAGUUGACACCAAAACGAAUAGAGACCGACUGCCCUACCCUGUUUCGAGUUCGGCUACCAAAAAGGUCGUACUUCAGAUGCAAUCAUGUCCUAGAAAGUUUGCACCUCAGCUUGUUGAGACCAAUAAACGUUCAUUUCGCCGCAAGGAAACGUCGCAUACUUUGUCUGGAGCUCCUGUACAGGGGUAUGACAACGGGUCUCGAACGCAAAGCGGCACCUCCACCUGUGCAAACUCAGAUGCUUCCUCUGCCACUAUCGAAUCUAAAUAUUCAUAUUCUAGUCUUCAACAGCGUCAAGAGUCAAGGAGCCACUCUUUUCGAGUGCCAGACCUCCCUGCAAUCCCUUCCAGCUGCAGUGAUGCCUCGGAGGGGUCGGAUAUACCGUCGCUCUCGGCGUCUCCUUCCGUUUCAUCCAAUGUAUCUGCUCAUCACUCAAAAGCCGAAAACAGUUGUAAAACUGGCUGUGAUGGUCAUAUGGCGGAGUACUUCCUUUCUCUCGCAGCUCAAACGGUGGAAAAUCAACUGAAGGAGCAGGCACUUGCAGCAUUUCCCAAUGAACAAGUCUAUGAGCCUGUGGAUCACUUUGCGAUCGACAAGGAUGAAGACGAAUGUUCCGAGGAGGACUCGAAAAACGGCCUUCUACAUGUAUCAAGGCGGGAAUCAUCGGCCGAUCUUCCGUGGGAACUUGAACAUAUGCGCCGGCAUAAGGAGGAUGCCGAAAUGAGGGAUCGUGCUAUGGCGGGUACGAAGGGGAGACGCCUUUCGUCUGCAAUAUACAACCCUCGACAGUUUUACAAUGGAAUCGAUAAUGACUGCUGGAGAGGAAAGUAUGAGCCAGAUCUCUCCAGGCAUCUCGCGCGUCCACCUAUGCUAGGCGAUGACCUUGUAUUCCCACAGAGUUUAUCUCCCGAAGCGACGAUGUGUGAGAGUGGCUCUGUGCGGGACUGUGCUACCGAUUCAAAGCAUCGAGUCCGCAAUGAUUCUGGUCUUUGGUGUACACAACCUGAUCAUGUGCAGGAUGAUGCAACUACUGGUCUCUGGAAGGGAACAUGUUGCAAUUACAAGCAUGCUCAACAAUCCAAAGGAUCUUUACCCUGCGUGACAGACAAUUUUCGUCGCUAUAACAACAAUGAGUGUCAAUCUGAAGUAUGCAGCGAUGAGCAGGACCAGGACCAAUCUACUUCUAGCUCCUCUUGUCAUCUGGCUUUAGAUGUAGGAGAAUUAUCGCGUCAUGACAUUGACAAUGAACAUCAUGAUUGCUGCUUCGGGGUUGACGAUAAUUUCGUGACCCAGAUCUACAACUACUUAUCUCUAGGUUACCCGUGUGUUGCACGUUACUACGACCAUGAGCUUAGCAGGGUGUCAGGCAUCCCUGUGAAGGAACUCAGACGGAGUGAUACAUCUGCUCUUGCUAGGGGCUACCUUCAAGUCAAUGAAGAUGGUUCAGCAAAUGGGCCGGCCGUUAAACAGGUCUGUGCCCGUUGGGUGGCCUUACGUUUGUAUAUUCAUGACUGGGCAAGGUCACAAUCCGAUUUUGAUAAUGAUAAUGAUCACGACGCAUGGGGUGUGCUUGAGAGGAGAGGGAGCUGGGCAAUUUAA
Molecule: messenger RNA, 1911 nt
Organism: Aspergillus fischeri NRRL 181
Lineage: Eukaryota; Fungi; Ascomycota; Eurotiomycetes; Eurotiales; Aspergillaceae
Exons: 1
Coding region: 1-1911 (636 amino acids)
Source: RefSeq, a predicted model, not a curated record